GCAUACUCUCCCCUGUGGCGGCGCAACGAGCCUGGACGUACGGCGCGUGGACACGGCGCCUCAUGACGGCGAGGAAGGAGCGCGGCGGGUCGUCCGAACCCGCGUCCAGGGUGUCGCUCGUGGGGGGCAGCGCUCGCGCGCCGGGAGCCCCCGGCGCCCAACUGAGAGUGAAGUUGAAACGGAGGCGGAGGAGGCGCUGCAAGAGAAGAGGAAAGCUCAGCGCACUUUCUGCAUUUACCGGCUCUUUCAAGUACCUGGGGGCAGGAGCGGGAAACGUGAUGGAUGAGGACAGCUUAAGUACGAGCAGUGGGGAGGUCAAGGAGAACCGGGACACCAGAAACCUGGACAGCGGUGCCGUUGGCCCUCGAUGCUUCCAGUCAUUUCGUAGCGCCGGGGGGACGUUUGGUCGGGAACGGAUGCAGCCGCUGGAGGGGGGCGCUGGUAGCGGACGCCUCCUUCAGCUUCAGCUCGUCUGCAGGAAGCACUCGUGGUCCGUGUCGCCGAAGAACGCCCUGGUGCACCUCAAUGAGCUCCGCCCGGGGCUCAAAUACAGAACGCUGUCGCAAAGGGGUCCCCGGCAUGCGCCCGUCUUCUCCGUCACCGUUGAGGUGGACGGCGUGGCCUUCCAGGGCACAGGUGCCACCAAGAAGAAGGCCAAGAUGCGGGCGGCGGAACUGGCCCUCGGCUCCUUUGUUCAGUUCCCCAACGCACCGCAGGCCCUCUUCACCAUGGGAGCCUUGGGGCCCACGUCCGUGGACUUCACCUCGGACCGAGCCACCGAUCUCCUGGGCGCUCUCUUCAAGGGCUUUGAGCCGGGACAUGGCGACGGGAAGCUGGACCAUCUCCCUCCCGAUCUGGCGGUCUGCUCCCACUGGGGCCAAGGGGCAGAGCCAGGAUUGCGGGAACACCGCAGUCCAGUGGCGCUGUUGAACGAGCUCCGACCCGGUCUGCGCUACCUCUGCCUGCCGAGGGGAGCUGAGGGCGGCCGUGUGCGCCGGUCCUUUGUCAUGGCGCUCACGGUCGAUGGGAGGACCUUCGAGGGCUCCGGUCGCAGCAAAAAGCUGGCCAAGAACCAGGCGGCGCUGUCGGCCCUUCGGGACCUUUUCGCUGGGGCCCUACCGCCUGAGUGGAGCACCAUCCACAAGCUCGAUAGGAAGUGCCCUCUGCUGCCACAGGGCUUUGCUGAGUCAGUGUCCCGCUUGGUGGCAGAGAAAUACAGCGAGCUGGCAGUCCGCUGGAGCCCAUUGCAUGCGUGUCCCAGGGUCUUGGCGGGAAUCGUAAUGACCAGAGGGAUGGACAUUCGACAUGCUGAGGUGAUCGCCAUAGCAACUGGAACAAAGUGCCUCAAUGGCGAGUAUAUGAGUGACCAGGGGCUCGUCGUGAACGACUGUCACGCUGAAGUCGUGGUCAGAAGAGCUUUUGUGCGCUUCCUGUACUCUCAGCUCGAGCUCUUUCUGAGCAAGCAGCAGGAGGACUGGCAGCGAUCAAUCUUUAUCCCACAUGAGGACAAGGGCUACCGGCUACACAGCGAUGUCCGCUUUCACAUGUAUGUCAGCUCCUCACCCUGCGGUGACGCCCGGCUCAACUCACCCUACGAGACCACGGCUGACUCGCACCGCCUCCUGCACCUGGCUCGGCGAAGCCACAGCCACCUGCGCACCAAGAUUGAGUGUGGGGAAGGGACGGUCCCGGUGCGCUGUUGUCAUGCCGCUCAGACGUGGGACGGCGUGCUACAGGGGGAGCCGCUCGCCACCAUGUCCUGCACCGACAAGAUGGCUAGGUGGAACGUCCUGGGACUGCAGGGGGCUCUUCUCACUCACCUGGUGGAGCCAGUGUACUUGUACAGCCUGACGGUGGGAAGCCUUCAGCAUGUGGGUCACCUUUCGCGUGCAGUGGCCCACAGACUAGGAGGGCUGGGGGGUCUCGGGCGCCUGCCUGCACCCUACCGCUGCCACCGGCCCCUCCUCGCCUGCCUUUGCCGCGGUCGUCCCUACCAUCCAGGAAAAUCCCCUGGAACCAGUGUGAACUGGACUGCGGGCGACGCCCAGCCGGAGGUGCUUAACGCCACCACGGGUACGAGAAUGGCGUCAGGGAGCCCCUCCCGGCUCUGCAAGCGAGCCCUGUUCACGCGCUGGGCCAAGCUGGUCCACAGGCUAAACGGAUGUGGCGCUGGACCAUGGGAGUCGACACCGCUGCCGUACUGCCAAGCCAAGAGGGCUGCUGAAGUCUACCAGGCUGUGAAGCAGCGAUGGGUCAGUGCGCUGCGGGAGGCGGGGCUCGGGACCUGGGUGCGAAAGCCACCUGAGCAAGACCACUUUCUGCUGUGCGUGUGAAGUCUGUUUGUUCGGAGCCAGUGCAACCUGUCUCAUGAUUAGGCUCUACUCUAUACCAAAGGAGGACAGACACGGUUAAAGACUCGAGAGAGCCAGGGAUGAUGUCGGACCCUGACGGCCAUUCCUAUGCAGAACCUCACAGCAGCAGCUAUUGGACCAUCACGUUCCGUGUGCUUGCUACUCUUGGAGUUGUUUGGAGUUGUUGGUUCCUUAACCACUUUCACUUGGGAGGCAAUUUUUUGGUUCAUUCGGUGGAUCAAGGCAGGUCUCACAAAGGGCUCACACCCAGGAACACACACAGCCAUUCGCUGAGACCCUGAUCAUACGAACAGCAGGCAGCGUGUCUUCAGCCUUGACAUUGACAUUUGGGCUGGUGGUACAUGGUUGGGGUCUCACUGUCCAUUUUGGAUCUGAGUGUGUCCUCACCUGGUAUCAGCCCCAUUGAAGCCUCCUUCAGAGGAUCAUCCAUCAACACUUGACAUUUCAGUCUGGCCGGAUCAACAUUAAUUGUGGCCAUUAUAUGCGGCCCUGUUUGCUUUGCGGCAUGCGCGGCACGGGAGAGACCACGUGAAAGCAAGUUUGACUCAGAUUGACUUUUAAUUUCAAUUUGAUUCCUUAUUGUAAUGUACUCAAGCAGGGCUAGGGGUUUUGACUGCUUUGGCCUUUGCAUUUAAAGGAGAUGCGAACAGAAUGCAACAGGACAGUAAUGAGCCAUUCAUUCAUUAGGUCAUUAGUACCUUAAGUGACAUUGACACCUAGUGGCAGCUAUUGGAACUAUCUUGGCUUUGAAAAUCUGUGAGGAAAACAGAAGGGAAAAAUUAUUCUGACCUUUGCUACCGGGUGACUAAUACUAGCAGAGAGGGAAAGGUAAUGUGACUGGGACUUAGAUGCAUCACUCAACUGGCCCAAAGCAAAAGGAUAAUCUCUAGAGUUCAAACCAGAAAACACAAUAAGGUAACAAUGGAGUAGCUGUACACUGGUUUGACAUGAUACAAAUGGUCAAGUUAUGUUUAAUUUCACAUUCUUCACUGAUAUAUUUUCCAAAAUGUAUGGCUGUAGUAGAGUAAAGAGGACCUGCGUUUACAGAUGGUAGUACAGAGUACACAAAUUAAGAGUAGGGAACCACUAAUUCAACUCACGUCCACACUAUUUGUAGCUCGUGUCUGGGAGUUGUUGAUCAGCAAGACAGGGAACGUUCUACAUGUUUGGAGGAAGAAUCAGUCAACAUUUAGUAUAGGUGUUUGUGGAGAUGGCAGAUUUUUACGUUCAGUGGUUUUAAAAUUGAGUUACAUUAUAACGAAGACUGAAAGUUAAAAAUCUUACAUUGCUUUUUGUAUUUUUAAUUUAAUACAUCUAUAUCCAGGAGUUUUCCAGAACCUAACUAGAGAAUAAAUCAAAUGACAUCUGCUUUUACUGAUUGUGACUUAGUGGCAAAAACAAAGACUUUGGAGUUAAUUUGAUAAUUUUCAGUUCAGUUGGGCUUGUUGAGGAGCCAGUCUACUUCAGUCUUCUCUCAGCAUUGUCACAGUGUGGGCAGGUUGGUUUCUGAGUUGACGAUAAAACAUCUAUUUCAAAACAAUUCUCUUACUUGUCUGAGAAUAUAAUACACUGUCAAGUUUUGACUGACAAACAUUUUGAACUCAGUGACUGAAUACCAAUGAGUUCAUUCUAUUCAAACAAAGCACUAUGUUAUGGAAGCAGGAUUUAUACAUUUAAAAGACCAAAAGAGGAUGAGAGAAAAAAAAAAAAAAUCAAGAAACCUGCUUGAACCCCAACUUUACAUCUUGAGCUUUGUGGGAUUACCGUCAGAAGUGUGAACCAGUCAGCAUAGCAGGUUAUUGGAAAACUCAUUUGCCAGUCAGACCUUUUUCGCAGUAAUCGAUCAUACAUAUGUUUUCUUGGUAUUUUCACACUCUGAGUUAGAUGUCCUUCAGAUGAAACUGUGAGCCGUGAUCUCCAGUGUCCUCUCUGGACCGGAGGAAGCGUGACCAGGAGCCAGUGGGAUCUCUCUCUGCACAGUGGCCACAAGUGAUGAAACAGGUUCCGUGGCCAAAGAAUUAUAAAUAAUUACUAAAAUUUCAGUGUUCACAACAUACAUGUUCAGAUAGAAAUUAGAGACCCAGCCAGAUUGUUUAUGAACUACACCCUCCACUGCUGUUGGUCUGUUUUUCCCCAACAUGUUUUUUACCUGCAUAUUUUUCAUACAUUUUAAAGCUUUGUCCAGGUCAGGUGUGGAGAAAUUGAGAGAAACACUGAGAGAGUAAAGAGCAUGUGUAAAUACAGUAUGUAAAAACAGACUGUGAUCUAUUACUAGUGAAUGUUUUUGUGUUGGUGAACAAUAAAAUAAUUAUUAAAAAAAAACAGUUUGCCUCUUCCACUAUAGUCUGUUCUAAAGAUCGACAGGGUGCAGGGGGUUUUCGGGGUUGACAGCUCACGCACCAGAACCUCAACAGACUGCUCAACACCAGAACCCGCAUCAUAUAAUUAGAUGAGCCGAAUGAUGACGCCUCUCAGGUGCGUGCGGAACAGCAGCUGAGGUGGCAAACCACCUCACCAGGUGUCUAAGGCAUAAAUGAGUGUAAAUGAAUGCCUAUCACAGGUGUUGCAGCUCACAUGCCGGAA
This is a messenger RNA of Scleropages formosus (Asian bonytongue), 4955 nucleotides long. Its product is annotated as double-stranded RNA-specific editase B2-like. NCBI's taxonomy places the organism in Eukaryota, Metazoa, Chordata, Actinopteri, Osteoglossiformes, Osteoglossidae. Gene Ontology annotation, molecular function: tRNA-specific adenosine deaminase activity; adenosine deaminase activity; double-stranded RNA binding. The transcript is spliced from 10 exons. The record is from RefSeq and is a predicted model, not a curated record. Gene Ontology annotation, biological process: RNA processing; adenosine to inosine editing. Gene Ontology annotation, cellular component: nucleolus; cytoplasm. Bases 63 to 2333 code for a protein of 756 amino acids.